UACUCCCUUUUGACGAACUACUUCUUUUACCUAGACUAAUAGCAAGAUAAAAAUGAGUUUUAAUAAUCAUAGUCACCUCCGACCUAAUAUACCUACUUAUUCCCAACACCUGGAUGACGAAGAACAAUAUACAGAUCACAAUUCCCCAUUAACUGGGAACCCAUACUUUCAGAAUAGCGCACCAUCACGAUCAUUCAAUAAUUCGACCACUUCCCUCAAUUUCCAACAUCCUGUUCCUCCUCCUACUUAUGACACGCUGAGCCAUUCCAUAAUUGAUGAUUAUUAUAAUCGUCCGAUAUUUGACACAAAUUCUAGACUAACUGCACAGGAAAACCCCUUUCACGAAAAUUACGAAAUGGAAUAUACUGGACAAGGAUAUAAUAAUAAUUAUAAUCAAGCUUUUGUUCCUAAUGUAUAUGAUGACGAAGAACGUGAAUUUGAUCAACAUAUCCAAUAUAAUCGAUUUGAAGGGGAUCAUUACGAUUUAGCCACCGUCAGCUAUGUUGACGACGAUCGUG
Molecule: messenger RNA, 518 nt
Organism: Spathaspora passalidarum NRRL Y-27907
Lineage: Eukaryota; Fungi; Ascomycota; Pichiomycetes; Serinales; Debaryomycetaceae
Exons: 1
Source: RefSeq, a predicted model, not a curated record